GUAUCUACUUUCUCUUUUUGGGACUCUUUUCUUCGUCAUGGGAAACACGGUUAGGGGGCAUGGGUUGCAUUUCCCAGACAAGGGUAUGUUUGGGAUGGGCGUUAAUGGCGAAAUUCUCUACUGUGAGAGUCACGAGAGACUAUUUUUUCUUGGAUUUGGAUUUUGGAGCGUUAACAUCAUGGAAUGACGCCUAUGACUGAUAUUGUUAUCUUCUUUCACCUUUCUUGUUUUGUUCUUGCGACCUCUGUACAGUACUUUCAAAGAGAUACCAUACCCAUCCAAUGAUGUUUCCAUACAAAUCGUGGUCCAGCAGUUCUGAAUGAUGUUGGGUAUCUACACAUCACGCAUGAAGCGCCAGUGUCCUUGAUGUAGUAACAUCGAAAUGGUCCCAAGACAUUGAACUUUGCGCAACCUCGAUCUUACCACUGUACCAUUCUGCACCCCUAUCCCGUACCAUCCCACCCAUACCGCAUUACAAGAAUCUUACAUAUCGAUGUACCCAGGUAGAUACCUAACGUUGCAUGCAUACAUGCAUGCAUGCCCGCUCCAUACCACAAGUACCUACCCUCGGUGCCGUCCUCGAAAUUCCUCCAUAUAUACCCGCUCCCACGGACAUUAAACCCGUGGAUCACCUACACCACACAAACCGGGGAAUAACUCGAGCUACGCACGUUGUGAUUGGGCAGUCCGGGCGAAUCACGAUGCUGCUAGCUGCCGUUGUUUUGAGUUUGUGCGGGGGGAAAUGGGACGCAUCCUACCUUUUGAGGUGUGAUUUGGAAGGAUGGAAUUGUCCAGACUCUAGACUUGUAAAUACUACAGCGCUGUUAUGGUUCGGGAAGGUGUAUUUUCUAAUGGGUUUCCUUUUCCGGGGAGGUGUGCUUGUUAGUGUUGACGCAAAAGUAGGUAGGUAG
Molecule: messenger RNA, 911 nt
Organism: Periconia digitata
Lineage: Eukaryota; Fungi; Ascomycota; Dothideomycetes; Pleosporales; Periconiaceae
Source: the annotation of a GenBank genome assembly